UAUCACUUGUCAAAUCUCAACCCCCACUCCACCUUUCGUGGCCACAGAUUCACCCUCACGGCAGACAAAGCUGACACGUCCUUCCCUCCCCCUUAUUCUAUUCCUCAAUUCCUAUUUGCCAAAUACCCUUUUACGUGCCUACUCCGUAUCGGUUUCCCGGUCUGGGCAUUGUCGUCGUCGUUAUCAAAUCCAAAAUAGUACUCUCCACCCGGUCCCAAACUCUCGCUUAUUUUAGGCCAGCCAACAUUUGAAGUUGAGUUUUUCGGGAGAGAUUGCUGGUUCUUCGUGUCGGGAUUUAAAUGAUAUGCGAGGGAUUUGAUGCCGGAGAUAUGAGACUGCGGGUGGAGCCUGCAAUUGUGGAGGAGUAUGCGAACGCUCUGUGACGCUUGCGAAAGCGCGGCCGCCGUCCUCUUCUGCGCCGCCGACGAGGCCGCUCUCUGCCGCUCCUGCGACCACAAGGUGCACAUGUGUAAUAAGCUUGCUAGCCGGCAUGUGAGGGUUGGGCUUGCUGACCCCAGUGAUGUGCCUCGCUGUGACAUAUGUGAAAAUGCACCUGCUUUCUUUUAUUGUGAGAUAGAUGGAAGUUCCCUUUGUUUGCAAUGUGAUAUGAUUGUACAUGUUGGAGGUAAAAGAACCCAUAGAAGGUAUCUUGUAUUGAGGCAGAGGAUUCAGUUGCCUGGCGAUGAACCUGAUCAUACAGAAGAUCUGGCCUCACAACCCCCACAUCCAGCUGAGAACAGGACAGGACAGAAUCAGCCACCUAGAUUGACAAUGGGAGAAAACCCGCAGAAACGCAGGGUCUCUUCUGUUCCAAAAUCAGAUUCCAGUGCUGAUGGGCAUGCAAAGUUGGAGACCAAUAUGAUUGAUUUGAAUAUGAAGCCACAUCGGGUACAUGAACAGGCUUCUAAUAAUCAGCAGGAAUUAUGAUUCUGGGAAGCAUUGGUUCCAUCCAUUGGGGAUGUUUCGUGAAUUUGAGAAUUGCCCGUCUGAUGCCCGUUCGUGUGCCGUGUAUUUUCAAUAAGCAGCCAUUUUGAUUGAUGUCUGAGGCUUGGGAAUAUACUUCUUGCUAAGGAUCAAGCUGGGACAUUAUUUAACCAAGCCUAUGGGCAGUAAAUGUACAUCCAUGACUUGUAUUACAAAAUUUUGGUUGUUUCUUUUCUGUUAAGCAAACCAGAUAGCACGGUAGUGAAUUGUCCAAAAUUUUGGUAAAUGCCCCUAUAUUUGUGACAGGCUUUAGUUGUUCUGUUGACAUCUUUUGAGAUUAUAAAACUGGUUGAAAGGAAGCCUUAGCCUUUA
Messenger RNA from Diospyros lotus (date-plum), 1296 nucleotides. RefSeq names its product B-box zinc finger protein 18-like. Gene Ontology annotation, biological process: photomorphogenesis; regulation of DNA-templated transcription. Gene Ontology annotation, cellular component: nucleus. The transcript has 5 exons. The record is from RefSeq and is a predicted model, not a curated record. The coding region runs from base 367 to 927 and encodes 186 amino acids. NCBI's taxonomy places the organism in Eukaryota, Viridiplantae, Streptophyta, Magnoliopsida, Ericales, Ebenaceae. Gene Ontology annotation, molecular function: zinc ion binding.